AUGUUUAUUACCGGGUUCAGCCAUUCUUCAACAGAAUGCUUUCUGAUAACACUCGUCUAUUAUAUAAGUGGAAGGUUGGUUAUUGUCGCUGAACGAAUUAAUUGGCUGAGUAAAAAAAAAGAUUUGUGUGAAGACGAUCUCAAUGACAUCAUUAAAGAGUACACAAGAUUAUUAAAAUUAGGAGAAACAAUGAUUAAUUCAUAUAAAUCAUCAUUGUUUGUCUAUAUGAUGAAUUCUACAUUACUUUUGUGUAUUAUUGGAUAUCAAAUUUUGAUUCAUAUUAUGGUCGGUCCAAAGAUCAAAUUAAUUCAUUGUUUUGUAUACAUAUUUACAAUAUAUUUGGUAAUAACUGUCUUUUGUAUCGUUAGCGAGCGCCUAAUUGCAGAAAACCAAAAAGUUUGUCAAGCUUUUUGGAACUGUUCUUGGUACAACAUGUCUCCAAAAUAUGUUAAGAAAAUAACACUUUGUAUUCUAAGAUCUCAGAAGCCUCUUGCGUUGAAAAUUGGAAAAUUUUCUUACUUUGGAAUCAGCACGUUAACAAAUACGACAAAGUUGGCGAUGAGCUAUUUGUCGGUACUACGUCGGUUUAUAAUAACAGAAGUUUCUAAUUAAUCUACUCAAGUUACAAUAAAUGAUUAUAUUGAGAAGAAAUAGAAAACUGGCAUUAUAUUAAGAAUUGUAUAACGAAGUGACAAAAAAUGACUGAUAAAAAACUUUCAUUUAGUAUUUAAUAACCCGCUGUGAAAUAAACAGACAAAUUUAUUCAGCGCAUCUUAAUU
Cotesia glomerata is the source of this 779-nucleotide messenger RNA. Its product is annotated as odorant receptor 13a-like. The coding region runs from base 1 to 612 and encodes 203 amino acids. The transcript is spliced from 5 exons. NCBI's taxonomy places the organism in Eukaryota, Metazoa, Arthropoda, Insecta, Hymenoptera, Braconidae. Gene Ontology annotation, molecular function: odorant binding; olfactory receptor activity. Gene Ontology annotation, cellular component: plasma membrane. Gene Ontology annotation, biological process: sensory perception of smell; detection of chemical stimulus involved in sensory perception of smell. The record is from RefSeq and is a predicted model, not a curated record.